AUGGACGCGGCAGAGACGCACCUGGCCAAGCUGCGCGCGAUCCAGGAGUACCUGCAGGGCCUGUCGUCAGACGAGGAUGACGACCUGGUGCUCAUCGUGGAUGGCUACGAUAUCAUCCUGCAGCUGCCGGUCGAGGUCAUGAUCGAGCGGUACUUUACCAUCCGGCAAGACUCAGACGCGCACCUGGCGGAGCGCUUCAAACUGUCGGUGGAGGAGCUACACGCGCAGGGCAUCCGCAACACCAUAUUCUGGGGGCCAGACAAGAUCUGCUGGCCGAUCGACUGGGCGGCGCCGCGGUGCUGGGCGGUGCCGGCGUCGCACAUGCCGGACCACACGUUCGGGCCGAACCAGGGCGACGGCGGGAUGGCGACCAACGACCCCAAGUGGCUUAACUCGGGCACGGUGAUCGGGCCGGUCGGGGACAUGCGGCGGUACAUCAACGUGACCAUGGCGGAAAUUGCGCGGACGUACGACGCCAAUUUUGAGAACAGCGAGUCGGACCAGUUCUACCUUGCCAACGUCUGGGGCCGGCAGGAGUACCGCCGGUCGAAGCAGGCGCUGGCGCUGCGUGAGGCGGCCGGCGACGACAACGAGACGGUGACCAAGAUGACGGAGUGGCUGGCGCCGAGCGACGAGCACCGGCCGCCGGAGCCCGUGGUGGUGGAGGGCGAGGAGACCGAGUUCCACGUGUCAAUAGAGUACGAGUCGGCGCUGUUCCAGACAAAGGCGGGCUACGAGACGUACUUUGGCUACCUCAAGUUUGACCAGCCCGGAUACACGGCACGGAUGGACGUGGACAUGUACGACGAGGGCGUGUCGUUUGUGCCCUACUCCAUCUCGAUGCCGGCCGCGGUGUACGCGGCCCUGACUAGGGUGUACGAGGCGGGCGUCAAGUCAUCGUCGUCAUCGUCGGCGAGCCGAUCUCUUCCAGCUGAGGAGAAAGGCAAUCUGACCGGGAAGAGGGGAAACGACGACGAUGGCCCCCCUCCUGUCAGUCAAGCCACAACCCCCAGCCGCAGCCGACUACCCGCGAGCGAGUGGAUCCGGUCCGUGAACCUGGGCGUAAACUACGUGACGCGUCACGUCUACGGCCUCUGGCACUGCACGGGUGACAAGGAACCCAUCGACGGCGAGUACAGGGCGCUCUGGUUCUUCCCCUUUGUCGCCAGCCUGCUGCGCGCCAACGCGCUGGCCUCGCGCGCCGGCGACGAGCUGACCGCCGUCGAGAUGGACGGCCGCGCCUGGCUGCCGCGUCUGCAGUACCCGGUCGAGAUCAAGAAGAAGAAGGGGUCGCAGUCGUCCAUUCCGGGUCUGGAGUAUGGCGGUGCGUUUACCGACUUCCCUGGCGAGGAGUUUUUGUCGUUUGGCCAGCUGUGUGGUGAGUGGCAGGAGGAGCUGUUUGCAGGCGAGAUUGGCAUCCAGCUAACAGGGGUCGACCACGACGACUGA
Molecule: messenger RNA, 1449 nt
Organism: Cordyceps fumosorosea ARSEF 2679
Lineage: Eukaryota; Fungi; Ascomycota; Sordariomycetes; Hypocreales; Cordycipitaceae
Exons: 1
Coding region: 1-1449 (482 amino acids)
Source: RefSeq, a predicted model, not a curated record